This is a messenger RNA of Gadus chalcogrammus (walleye pollock), 5446 nucleotides long. Its product is annotated as atrophin-1. The transcript is spliced from 7 exons. Gene Ontology annotation, molecular function: telomeric repeat DNA binding. Gene Ontology annotation, biological process: regulation of telomere maintenance via telomere lengthening; telomere capping. The record is from RefSeq and is a predicted model, not a curated record. Gene Ontology annotation, cellular component: shelterin complex. The coding region runs from base 1863 to 4400 and encodes 845 amino acids. Lineage: Eukaryota; Metazoa; Chordata; Actinopteri; Gadiformes; Gadidae.
AUCUUAGGUACAGCUUGGGGAUCCUUGUUUAGGUCCCAGUCCCUAGCUUAGCAGAUCUUAUCAGAUACGUUCUUUGUGUGUUUAUUUGGAGAAUAAAGGAUAGAGCAGUCAGCCCAUGUUCUCGUGCUACUCGUUGUGCGUCUGCCACUUGAUGUUGAUAAAGGUCUUGCUAUCCAUGCGGUCAAGGUAAAGCAGGCCGUCCAGGUGAUCCAUCUCGUGCUGGAUGAUUCGGGCCGGCCAGCCACUCACCUGCCAACUGACAGGUUCAGCAUUCUCGUUCAGACCUGCGUAGGGGCAUAUGUUUCGCAAAUGCACAAAAUAAAUUGCAAAAUUUGUGUUGGCAUUUCUACUGAAUAACUUCGCAUUAUUAUUGUUUGGGUCGUUUUGAGUAAAAUAGUAUCAACACUAGGACAACAACAUUUCCCCAAUUGCUUAUAACUAAGUUGGGUAAUGUUUUUGUCAUUUUUAAUAAAUCGUCCACUGUAUUGCCCAAUUCCUCGCUUCAGAGUUGAUCUCACAGGUAUAGGCCUACCUGACACUUCCACAGACAAGUAGCGGGGUACCGUGGCAGAGAACCCCGAGAUGCUCUCGCAGGCCUCCUGGAAGAGAACCGUCCGUCCGUCCAACACACGCAGAGUUGGGUUGACGAAGAUCCUCAGGGGCUGGACAGAGAGACCCCGCGCCUCCCUGGACGCAGGUGAGCUCUCUUCCAUCAUCUUCACGGGGUACUCCAGCGCCACGAUGCGUAAAGGCACCCCAACCUGAGGCGCACUCAGUCCAACACAUUCCAGCCUUCGCAUCACUUUUACCAUAGUUUUGAUGACCCCUUGUACCUCGGGGCUAGAAAUAGUUGCUGGGUCUACAUCCGCAGCUUGGGAACGCAGUACGGGGUCCCCAACCUGGCAAACGUGAUUGUAGGGAGGACAGGAAGGUGGCUGGAUCUUGCGUUUAAUAUACUGGAGAUAUGAACGCACCCUGACGUUGGAGGAAUAACAACAUUUAGAGGCUAGCGGGAAGAAGAGGGGGGUUAAUUGAUAGCCGGAGGAUGUGGCAGUGGCACCUCCUGUGAGGAGGGAAGGCUUUGAAUUAGACAGUCCUAAAGUUCUGUUGGAAAGUCUUAGCACCCGGCUUAUUAUUGUCCUAUUCAUGGCUCAGUCCUAUUCGAGGUAGCUAAUAAAUACAAGUUAUGACACGGCGAUCCCGGCGCUAAGAAAAGUUUUUUUAAGAAAUGUAAAAAGGAUUAGAUUUCGGCAUAAUACCAGUGGUAUAAUCUCAUUCUGAACAACACGCGUUCCCGUCCGACUCCAAUCAAGGAGAUGAUACUAGAGUAUGCCUGGACUCACAAGAUGAAGGAUUUACAAGAAGGUUUGCCCUUGUUUACACAUUUUAUAUAUUUGUAGCGUUGACUUUGUACGUUUGGAUUUGCAUUCGGCAACACUUUCCAGCUACAACGGGGUUUUAUACCCUCAACAGGGAACUUAAUAGUAGUAACCAUCAAUAAGUCACUUAUGAAUGACACAAAACCAAUUGUAUUUGUAAUACAUUCGUGCUUACUCGCUCUUAUUAGUGAAAUUUAACAUGAUUUUUUACUAAAUUGGUCUCAUGUAGCACUUAUUUUGAUAGUUGAAGUGUAAAAGAUAGUCAAUCGCUCCAUUUCAUCCAGUGUGCUCCAAAUCAAUACCAAAUACAUAUAUACCUAUACCUCCGCCAAACAAGUAGGACACACCUCUUUUUAUUGGAUUUGAGUGCUGAAUAACUAUUAAAAAUAGUAUAAUCGAAGCAGUAAAAUCGGAUCUUGAGUGAAUGAAUAUCCAACUUAAAACAAACGUCACAGCAGUUUUGUAUGGUUAUGUUUGCUACCAAUGAACCGAUCAACAACUAAUGACAGAUUGCAUUUGUUGGUAUUUUUUUUUUCUUGUAAAGUUGUGGACACUUCUUUAUGGAUGGAAGCCAAACAGCAAUAUUAUUCCCUAAAAGAACCAUGGAGGCUACGAGUAGCUACAGCCCAGGCAUACUCCAUCAUAAAGAACAGGGACGUCGGACGUUAUGAAAGGGUGAUCUCCUUUUUGGAGGCAUCGUACAGACUUCUACCCACACUUGUGGUCGCCAUCAAACACAUGAAGAUCAUGUUUGGACUGAAGACAUUGGUAAUUAUGUGGAUGCUUAAACAAGGCCAAGGCAUUGUUCCUAUCGUUGUUAAAAUCCUCCAGUUCUUUCCCAGCAAACUACCUCAAUACCAAGACCACUGUAGCAAUAAUGAGAUAUUUUUAAUGCAAAAAAAUCAUCUGGACUUCAGGCUCUUCGCUCAAAGUCUUGCAUUGGACCAGAUGAAACUCGAGGAUUACAUUAAGAAUGAGCUGGAGGAGCAGUACGGUGAACAUUAUACCCAGAAAGUAGAGGACAGACUUCUGCACUAUGUACAUGAAUUGGAGAUGAUGUUACCAAGAGAUACCUAUAUUGACCAGAUCUUACGGCAAGAGCAUAAAGUGAGCCAUGAACACAAGGAAAUUUUGGAGAUUAUAGCUCAAGGCUCCACGGCCAUCGCAAGUUCCCUGAGGAUGCUACUGCAAUGGGGUGACAAAAGCUGUUGUCCUCUGAAAUUCUCCUCGAAACCAGCAGUGGCAGCUGUGGUGGAACCUGUUGCUCUCCCAGAGCCUGCCGUGAACAACAUCUCUUUCGGUGCUCCUCCAAGAUCGGAGACGGCCAAAGCUCCCGUAAUGGCCCGGGAAGACGCAUUGUGCCGACACCUUUCCCAAGACAGCCCUCUUCUGUUUCCUAUGGAGCAGCAGGAGAACAGUGGCGGUGUGGGAGACGGUGAGGUUGGAUGUCCCCAACCAAAAGAGGGGUUGGCGAGGGAAGCUAGGGACAGAGAGGCAGUGAUGAAGGCUGACGGUGGGCGCGAUAAGAGGGGACCGGCCCUCCCCACGGAUCAGCAGGCGGAGGAAGGUGGUCCCCAAAGAGGUGAGGAAGCGGAAGGGGGGGACCACGCGGAUGUGCAGCUCAGCCAGAGAAGCGAUGACUCUGAACGCGUGUCCUCCUCUUCCUCAUCUUCUUCCUCUUUGCCACAUUUCUGCACCAAACACAAGCGAUGGGUGAGGAGCAUCCUGUCUGAGUGCUCCAAAGAGCGGCAGGCACAAAGAGACGUGCCUCCCUCCCCUCUGCUCUUCCCUUCCUCUUCCUCCUCUUCGUCUCAGGACCUCACCCCCUCCGACCUCAUCCCAUGCGACCUGAUCCAAAAGCCCCCCAACCGUCAGACCUCCUGCCUCUCUCCGGCAACCGCCCAGGGGCCCGGUCUGACCCUGUCCAUGCAUAACCCCUGCCCCACACGGUCUGUACAGCCGCUCUGCCCCCCCGGGGUCCGCCCAGGGUCCCCCAGAGCAGGGGCCACAAACACCUCCCAUCACGUGGCCCCAUCUACAACCCCUUGCACCCCCGUCCCUGAAUGUUCGGCAAGCCAUGAAGCAGCUGCUUCCAGCCCACCAAAACCUGAGGCUCCAUCGUACUCUUCAGGCGUGAAGCACAGGCUGACUGUAGGCCUUUUACCAGACGGGGCUCAAUCACAAUUUGCCCCUUCCAUUUCACCAGACGCGGUUAAACCACAAUUGGCCCCUGCCGUUGCACUCCCCCUGUCAGAGCAAUAUCAGCCGGCCCUCGCCUCGACACUGCCUGCACACUACCAGCAAACUGUAUCUGGUAGCGACUCGCCCUCUGCCCGCAGCCUAACACCUGGCCACACAGCGGCCCCCUCACCAGGGCCUUCGAGAUGCGUGGCCGCUCCUGAAAGAGGGUGCCACCUGUCAGGAUCUCCUACACAGACCCCCGCCUCGCUUCACCAUGCUCCCCCAGGCUCGUCCAAGGACUCUUCUGAAGUCUCGGCCCUGCCUCCGAGCUCCGACCUGCACUCCGUGUCUCUGACCUCGACCUGCGCCGCAAGAGCGACUCCAUGCACUGAACUUCCCCCCGGCUCGAGACCUGCGCUCGCCGCCGCUGUCUCCACAGUGAGUGACGGACCCCCCCCGAGCGUUUCAGUUCAGGUCCCCCGGGCACCGACGCAGUCCCUGCCACAGCCUUAUGUGAGACUCACCAGACUGCACCCGCUCAGGUACCUCCGGGAGAAGGGGGGGAGUGCUCCUCCAAGCACUGAGACACCGCUUGUUGAGAAGCAGGCCUUGGGUGAUCCUCACGACGAAGGUGGAGGUGAGGAAGAGGAGGAGGAAGAGGAGGAGAAGGAGGAAGAGGAGGGAGAAGGAGGAGUCAAGUUUCUGUACUUCGAUCCUAACCUUCUCUACUCCGGUGAUGAGUCUUCAUGCAGUGACUCUGGGGCUUCUGAGGACCUGGAUUACAUGCCCUCAAGGAGUCAUAAGAAGAAACAAGUGCCUAAUAUGUCACCCGAUAUGUAAUUACUCAAUGCCAACAUAAGGUGACCUAACCCUUAACCAACUAUUUUUGAGUUGUUUAUCUUAUAUAUAUAUAUAUAUAUAUAUAUAUAUAUAUAUAUAUAUAUAUAAAUUUGAGGGAGAAGUUUUAUUUUUGAGUGAGUAGUCCAAUCAGUGUCAGUGUGUAUGCGUGAGUGUGCAGUGGAUGGUCCUGUUGCCCAUUGUGACCUUUUGAUGAGAGAAAGGAUUUCACCCAUUCGGUCAAAUUCCCCCUCACUCCUGUUUGCAUAGAUUUGCUUGUUGACUCAAAUCGAUUAGGAGCAGAAAAGUUGAAGUCAGGACACUAACCUGUCGACCUUUCUGAGAAUUUAGGGUUUUAAAAAAAAAGUGUUGAUGUAUGUGUGAUGUUACCCCAAGACAUGAAUGAACGCAGUGUGUGUGGAAGUUGCUAUGAGUAUGAUUAGCUGUAGCCAAAUAAAGGAUAAUGCGUAUAGAUUUCAGCCAUUUAUUAUUUUGUGUGCUCUAAACUUUUACCAAGAAUUGAUGGAAGUAUGUAUUGUAGUGAACUUUUUAUUUGGUAUUUAGCUUGGCGCUUAUGUGUAUGGAUACAUUGUUUAAUAGCUACAAUUAAAAAAACGAAGGAUUUUUAGAAACCAUCCCAAAGUUUUGAGAGGGGGUGGUACAAAGUUCUAAGGUUGGUUUACAUGGUACAUGUAUUUGUAUUUAUUUAUUCAGUUAGUUUGGGUUGCUUUCUGUUCUUAUCUGUAUACAGUGUUUUCUGUACGUUCCAACAAAGGGGAAAAACAAGAAAUAAAAUUGUACAAAACAAAAUGAUUUCCCUUUUUAAUGUGUAGGACUACUUUUAGUAUAAUAUUUUGUCCUAAUAGUAUGAAGAAAAGCCUGGUCCAAUGAAAUAAUAAGUAAAACCUCAGCAUAAGAAGGGCUAACAUCUCUAAACAAAACAAAUGCAGAAGAAUAUUGUAUUUCAUUCCAAUCAAUUUAAUCUUUCUCAUAAUUUCUAAUAUCGAAAAACCUAGAGUUGAUCCUGUGUUUCCUCCCAUGGCAGAGUC